AUGUCUCCCUCAGCAGACACUCGAGAUGGCCGUAGAUCUACGCGGCACCGCAGUCGGUCACCGGACAGUGGCCGCACUUCAGCUCGCACGCUGCCGAGCGAGUACGGCCAAAAAGACAUCGACCCUAGCGACGACUUUUUCCUGCGAGCAGGCGAGUUCAAGAUCUGGCUAGCCGAAGAGAAGGGACGCUAUCUCGAUACGAUGCAAGGCGACAUGGCGCGCGCUUACUUCAAGCGUUUCGCCAAAGCCUGGAACGCCGGCAAACUUGCUCCUGCCUACUACACCGGCGAGAUCGUCAAGACUGCAUCUGUCGCCAGCACGAGCUCGCACACGUGGGAGUUCAAGGGCAGCUCGGCAUUCGAACUAGCCCAAGCUCGUCAGGCGCGGAAAGAGGUCAGCGGUCCGAACGAACGCGCUAGCCCACCUGCCAGAGUAGCUUUAGGACCAGCGCGUCCGCCGGCACAAGGACGUGCAACUCUGUCAAACGUACAAGACGAGCGGGAACGCCAAAGGGAGCUAGACGAACGCGAACGACAGGCUCAACGCGCCCAGCGGCAUCGCGAACGAAGGGACGAGCGUGAGGAUGAGCGCGCAGAUCGAGCGACGGGCAAAGACCGGUUGCAAGAGAAGCGAGCGGAGAAGCGAGCGAGCAACAGGGAUUUUGCUGCCGCUCGGGAGCACGAUCUUGCAGAAAUACCCGAUAGCGUGCUCAUGGGCGAUGACGCGAGCUCGUUCAAAGCUGCACUGGCCGCAAGAGAACGUUCACAACAGCACGGCCAGUCGAGAAAGCAGGCUUAUCAGCAGGAAAGGGCUGCCAUCAUCUCGGAGAAGGCAGCAGCUUACAAGGCCAAAGAGGAUUCGACGAUGGCAAUGUUCAAAAACCUCGCCCAAGCACGCUUCGGCUGA
Mixia osmundae IAM 14324 is the source of this 906-nucleotide messenger RNA. RefSeq lists its product as uncharacterized. Lineage: Eukaryota; Fungi; Basidiomycota; Mixiomycetes; Mixiales; Mixiaceae. Bases 1 to 906 code for a protein of 301 amino acids. The record is from RefSeq and is a predicted model, not a curated record. The transcript is spliced from 2 exons.